AGAUGCGUUCUCGCAGUAUUGACGAACGCAUUGAAAUAGUGCCCAUUCUAUAUCAUUGUGGAACGAGCUUGUAUGUUACAGUGAAUCGUGCCAGCUCAAGAAUUUAAGAAGAUUUCAGCUUUUUCUAUCAGACAGUUAACGCGUUCCCCUCGCCGCCGAACCCUUGCGUAACGCGCUCCUCGCGCGUUUCGGGACGUCGAGGGAAACAAACGACAGGCGCGUCGAAGACACUCGCGCACAUCACGGAGAACAGGCGCGAUGGCGACAGCAGCCCGGCCCGAGACACCGCCGCCGCCGCCAGCGCCUGAAACGGCCCCGGAACCAGCGACCGCGUCGCCGACAGCUGCCGACCGGCAGCCCGCACCCUGCGGAGAUGUGGAGGCCGGGGCGAAGGCUCUGCUGGCGCCCAGCUGCCGCAGGCAGCACGCGGCUGCGCUCUUGGCGCACGGGUGGUCGGUGUGCGUGGGCGCGGCGACGGCGUGGACGUCGCCGGCGCUGCGUGCUGAUGGCCACGCGUGCCACACGGAGGACGAGUCGGUGCGCAGCGCGCGUGUCGCUGACGAGGCGUCGUGGAUGCGGCGCUGUUCCCGCUGGCGCCGCUGCUGGCCGGGCCGCCGCCGGCGCCGUCGCCGCGCCCUCGGCCCCGCGGCGCGCUGCUCGCCCUCGCGCGCCACGCGCCGCGGUGCUGGUGCUUCGCGUGGCCGGACAGCACGUCCAACUAGUGCUGUGUUGGCACUGGCUCAAGUGGACUCGAAGUGGAGCAGAUCGGAAUCAGGCAGAAGUGCAUUCACUGCUACUGCGAGCCAAGUCUUCUCAAGAUCUGCUCCAAAUGCACCGUGA
Gryllus bimaculatus (two-spotted cricket) is the source of this 840-nucleotide messenger RNA. Lineage: Eukaryota; Metazoa; Arthropoda; Insecta; Orthoptera; Gryllidae. The record is from the annotation of a GenBank genome assembly.